AUGCCUGCUGACUGUCAGAAGAUUUCUGAAAAAGACAAAGAAAUCAAGGAGGAGCCACAAGAUGAAGAUCAAUCUCCAAAUAAUGCUUCUUCUUCUUCCUCCUCAACGGUAAAAAGCGAACCCGAGGACACUUAUACUUUCGGACAGCAGCCAACAGAACCUGUUGAAGUCAAGGGAUCGGUCAAAAGCGCAUCGAAAAAUCAAGCUCUAGAAAUUAUCGAUCUUGACGAAUCUCAAGAAACGCAGAGCAUUCAGGCAGAGAAAAACAUAAAUAAGCGACAGAAUCGGCAAAGCACCAAGCAAGCAUCGCAAAAAGGCAAAAAAAGAAAUCAACGAGCAAAGUCCUCAAAGCAGAAAAACUCAAGAGCACGAAAAAAGAUCGCCAAAAAGCCUGAACCCGUAGAAGAAAAAAAGCACACCACAGAUGAAGAGAAAUCACCAGAUGAAAUAACAAUCCUUGCACCAGCCGAAAACGAGCCGAGUCGAAAACCCAGCUUCACGAUGGUUCUCAGAUCGGCUUCAAGAGAAAGCGGGCCUAAAGAAAAAGCAACGAACAGCAACUCCGUUGGAGGCUCCGACUCCGAAGACACCAAAUCCUUGCUUGAUUCGCCCGAAGAAGAUGAGAAAAUUAAACCACCAGAAGUGAAAACAGAGCCAAAGACUUUUGAUUGUCUCGAAAGAACAAACGAAGCAGUACAUGAGAUGCACACAUACGUCACCAACUUGGCCUUGCAAAGCAAACUUGAGGAGAAAGACUCGGCGAGGUAUAAGACGAUCAUGCGGCGACGCGAUCAAGUCCUACCAGAUCUCGCUCGAAUGCAAUGCCAAAGCGACAUACAACUUACUUUCGCGAAGCUCGCUGCUUCGGGGCAAACAAAAGUCAGUGCUAAUGCUUUACGCAAACGAAACAAGGAACUCACCAUUAUGGGCAUUGGAGAAAAAUUAACGGUUGGAAAGACGAAUAAGACGCUAGAAGUUUUUGCGAAAAUUGUCGAGGAUAAAAAUGCCGUCAAAUAUCUUUUGGAAGAGUUCUUUGAUGAGCACUUUGAUAACUACUGGCAAAUGAUGACCAAAGAUCAGCAAGACUGCUUCUUGCCACAAAAAGAGGCUCCGGAGCCAAAGAAACGACCCACCAAACCACCGAAAAAAGAACCUACGAAACGAAAAGUUGGCCGACCAAAAAAGACAAAGAAAAAGCAAACUGCUCCCAACCCGAAUCGACCAAUGACGCGAAGCAGGUCAAAACAAGAGGUCAAAGAGGAGCCAAAAGAAGAAUCGAUAGAACUGAAAGAAGAGCCCGAAGAUGUUUAA
Molecule: messenger RNA, 1311 nt
Organism: Oikopleura dioica
Lineage: Eukaryota; Metazoa; Chordata; Appendicularia; Copelata; Oikopleuridae
Source: the annotation of a GenBank genome assembly